Molecule: messenger RNA, 442 nt
Organism: Punica granatum (pomegranate)
Lineage: Eukaryota; Viridiplantae; Streptophyta; Magnoliopsida; Myrtales; Lythraceae
Source: RefSeq, a predicted model, not a curated record
AUUCAAAGUCUCCAUGCAUUGCAAUGCAUGCGAGAGAUCCGUCGCAAAGAUCAUUGCUAAAAUCGAAGGGGUGGAAACAUUCAAGACAGACAUGAACAGACACAUCGUAGAAGUCACCGGGACGAUGGACCCUCAAAAGGUGUUGAAGAAACUGAAGAAGAGGACGGGGAAGAGGGUGGAGAUGCUCGGAAAGAAGGACGACAGUGAUACCUCGAAGGAUGAGCACGAUAAGAGCGGUGGGAAUUUAGAACAAAUUUUCAUGAUCGCCCAUCAAGAGGAUGCCAAUUCGAAGUCGAAGUUCGACUAUUGUUGCGUCGAGAAUGAGACACUGAUGAUGUUCAGUGAUGAGAACCCUAAUGCCUGUUGUCUGACGUAAAUGCAGGUCUUGUGGUUCUCAAUUGAACUUCUAGGGCCUUUUUUUCCCCCUGUUAACAAAAUUAGG